AUGAUGGACGAUAACGAACACGUGUGCCCUCUCUGUUGCGAAGAACUUGACAUUUCCGAUCAACAAUUUUUUCCGUGCAAAUGUGGCUAUCAAGUAUGCAUGUGGUGUUGGCAUCGCAUUCGCGAAUCAGAAUCUGGGCUGUGUCCAGCUUGUCGAACACCCUAUGGUGAUGAUCCCCAUGAGUUUAGUGCCGUGGAUGUCCAAGAAGUUCUCAAGGCCAACCGAGAAAAGGAGGCGGCGGCCAAGAGAGAACGCGAGCGACAACGACAACAAACACACAGUUCCGAUGGGUCAGGUGGUUUAGGUUCAGGCGCAGGCCACAAUUUCAAUGGAUCGUAUGCCAUUGCAGAAGAUGGCACUCCGCUGACUGGAAUCAUGGAAGUGCCCAAGGAUAGAACCCAACUCGCUAACAUGAGAGUCAUUCGCCGGAAUCUUGUCUACGCUGUAGGAUUACCACCAUCGAUAGCCAAUGAAGACUUCUUGCGGAGACCCGAAUACUUUGGACAGUACGGAAGGAUCGCAAAGAUUGUACUCAACCGCAGCCAAGCUAGCAACGGCGACCCACGACGCGCGAGUUGUUCUGCCUACGUGACAUUUGUGCAUAAGGAGGAUACGCUAGUCUGCAUUUUAGCCUUGGACGGAUUCUAUCUGGAAAAUCGCAAUAUUCGAGCAUCUUACGGUACUUCGAAAUACUGCUCUGCUUUCAUAAAGAAUGUGCGGUGUAACAACCCAGAGUGUACCUACCUGCACGAGAUGGGGGCUGUAGAAGACACAUUCACAAAACAGGAAAUACAAGCAGGAUAUGUGACCAGUGGACGGGAUGUCUUGGCGCGACAGCAGCAGAUCGUCCAGCAAGCUCUCAAUGCAACGUCGCAAGGAAUGGCUGGAACGGCUCCCCGUCGAAAAGUGGGGGGCGGUGGACCAUCGGGGACUGGCAAAGGAGCAUCCAACCCAAUCUUCCCGGCGCCAGAAUUUGAUGAGCCUACAAAACCAGCUCCGUUGGUACCCGCGCCAACUGGUAUGUCUCGGGCUGCGAGCACUGGAACCGGAUUUCCAACUGUUACCGCAGCGGCGCAACAGACAGUGGCAAAGCCAAUCACCCGUUCAGCGUCUACGGGUACAACCAAGGCUGCUGUGAGCGGAGCGGUUCAACCUGCGGCUAGAAAGGGAAUCCUUUCCAGCGGAAGCACUGAUCCCCCCCUCUCGCAAGCCCCGGCAACGGCUGCUUCGGUGGUUGCUGGGGUUCAUUCGGCUUCCGGAGGAAUUGGCAGUGCGCCCACUCCUCGUACAACGCUAACCCCGCUUACGCCUUUGAAACGCACCAACAAUAAAACUACAGCUGCCAAGCCCGCAGCUUCUACCGCCGAUACAAACACUUUGAGCAUGCCAACAAUUUCCAACAGUUAUCCCAAGCCACAAAAGGCGGUUGCACAGCGUAUUGGAUCCUCAAAGAAUCAAAAUGACACUAGCCGCGGCACCAGUACCAUUGUUGGUACCAUGGUCGGAGCUACCGCUACCACCACGGCAACUGCCACAGCCGCCCCUGCCUCUACUGCUCCCGCGCCUGCCCCUGUCGCACCGCCCUCCCCAGCAUUGCCGGCUGUUCGGAACAUGCCCACUUCAGCCAGCCUGACUCCGCUCAAAGACACGGAGGAUCAACAGCACCAACCUUCGAGUCUUUCUUCUCUGGGAGGAGAAGUGAUUGCGGCUCCCGAGAGGUCCAAGGCUUCUGCCUCGGUAGGAGCCAUCGGAAGCCCAUUUAGUGGCGGCCCCCGAACCAGCAGCGCUUCAGUUGGGCCGGGCGCUUUUAAUAGACUUGAUGGAAGGAACGACAUCAUAGGUGGUCGACCUAUGGGAUUGUCCGGUCUGGGAGGGGAGGUUUUCACAGGACCUUUGAGCUCCCCAGGCCCAAAGUCGGCAAUUGGAAGCGGCAAAGACAAAUGGGGAUCCAAUCAUUUCUCUGGCAGUGGUGCAGUUGGCCAGCCCAUCGGCCCUCCUGGCGGUUUGUGGGGUGGUCGCGGCAGCAACUCCAACUUGCAAGGAAUCUCUGGAUCUCCAGUGGGAAACCACAGCAUUGGCGGCGGUGUCAUUGGUUCACACAUGCCGAGUCAUGGAUUAUCCAAUGAGGGCGCGUUUGGAGCUCCUGGUCCGCACAACUCCGGGAGCAAUGCCCUUGCGUCAAUCCUAGGGAUCAAUUUGCCCACUGGCAGUGGAUCGUUGCGUACGCCAAUGCCGGCCAUGCCGUCGCAGGGCAUCAUUGGUCGUUCCAACAGCGGCAGCAGCGGACUGAUUGGCGGUGUCCCAAUCGGAGGUAACCCGAUUGGCAUGGGUGGUCCGGUGGUGAAUCAAGCUGGAACGAUUGGCAACAGCAACAAGAAUGAUAUUGCUUUGCUACAAAGUUUGCUCCCACAAGUCCACAUUACCCGUGGAAAUGGAGCCCCCCAGAACGGCUGGAAUGCCGGUAGGGGACAGCAUCAACAGCCUGUUGGUGUUGGUGCCGUUGGGCGAAACAUGCCGCAUCAGGCACAGCCUCAAGGCGCGGCUGGGAAUCUCAACAUCUGGUAA
Messenger RNA from Seminavis robusta, 2565 nucleotides. NCBI's taxonomy places the organism in Eukaryota, Bacillariophyta, Bacillariophyceae, Naviculales, Naviculaceae. The record is from the annotation of a GenBank genome assembly.